AUGGCCUCCAAAGAGGUCUUCGCGGGGGUCAUAGAUCACUAUAUGAGUGAGGGGCGUGGGCAUACCCGUUCGCCCUUGUCGCUGGUGCCCCGCGAGAACAUGGAAGCCUUCUACCUGCCCCUGAGCUGCUUUGACUACUCCACAGAAGGCAAGAACGACUUCCCACACCAGAGCCAGCUCCGUGCGCAUUUCUUGUCCUUCAUCAGCCAGGGCAAU
Symbiodinium sp. CCMP2592 is the source of this 216-nucleotide messenger RNA. NCBI's taxonomy places the organism in Eukaryota, Dinophyceae, Suessiales, Symbiodiniaceae. The record is from the annotation of a GenBank genome assembly.